Molecule: messenger RNA, 1386 nt
Organism: Daucus carota subsp. sativus
Lineage: Eukaryota; Viridiplantae; Streptophyta; Magnoliopsida; Apiales; Apiaceae
Product: ATG8-interacting protein 2
Exons: 3
Coding region: 169-1062 (297 amino acids)
Cellular component (GO): intracellular membrane-bounded organelle
Source: RefSeq, a predicted model, not a curated record
GUUGAAACGUAACCUGUAUUCCCGGUCUCCUUUAUCCAAAACAGUUACCACUAGUAUAAAUACUCCCUCCUCUUUCUUCUCUGCACUUCCCGAGGCACUUCCAUUUCUUCUUCAUCACUCCUCUUUGCUUCUCUCUCUGCAACCGUCAAAAAUCUUUAGACUUCGGGGAUGGCUGAUAACGUGGAAGGACGGGAAGUUCCUGCACAUGGGAAUGAAUGGGAAGUUGUAUCUCUUACUGCGUCAGCAUAUGCUGCAUCUCCUGGUCCAGUACAAGUUAAAUUGAAUGAUGAUAACCAGGGACGCCGUCUUGGAGAAGAUAAAGAGGAUAAACCUGAAGCGGAUCAGCAUGAGAAUUCCCCUUUUGGCCCAGAGAAAAAUGUGGUCUCUAGUGAGCUGGCCAAGCAGGUCGACGAAUAUUCCUCUGAUUUUGUAGCAGAGGAAGGGGGCAUGUCGAAUACUAAGGAUGGAGAUAAUUGGGAUGUUAAAGCUUUGAGUAUGUCUGAUGACUUUCCUGUGAUGCAGUUCGUUAAUGAGAAGGGCAAAAGUUUAUCUGUGGGGGGUACAGAAUUUAAAGAAGGCUUGGCACUACAUGGGUUGACUUUGGUGGAUGAAGAACAGGGUAUGUAUAACACUGCUAAAUAUAGUUCUUUCCAUGGUGAAGCAACCAUUGGCGGAUCUGCCGCACUUGAGGAGAAGAGAACUUUUUAUGAACCAGUUGAUCCAUCUGAAGAAGGGUUAGAAUCAAAUCUCUCCCGAUCACCAACUUCUAGCGAUGAGAAUGAAGAUGAUGGAUCCGACCUGCCUUCUGAGGCUUGGUGGAAGAAGAGAGUUGCUUCUUUAUAUGCUCAAGCAAAAGAAGCAAAUGCUAUGUGGUCUAUUCUCAUUGCUGCAGCUGUCAUGGGAGUUGUAAUUAUUGGGCACAAAUGGCAGCAACGCAAGUUGCACUGCGGUGAUCAGAAGAUGAGCAAGAUGCUGGGCCCCUUCUCCGGGUUGAAUAGUGUAUUAGUUGGUGGCCAUCAAAGUGGUUCAGUUAUCAGAGGCCGCACCACAUCUCAGCGUUAAGGCAGCAAUGGCGAAAAAGUUAAGAACGAAGGCAAAUUGAGAAAGUGAAAGUUUAGAUUGUGGUUACUAGGAUGAGUAAAAGACAUCCUAGUCCUUUGAAAACGUAACAAAGCUACUUGUUAAUAUUUGCUUGUUACUCAACUACUACUCUAGUUUUGGAUUUCCUGUAUUACUUUGGUUUUGGAUUUCAUAUGCUUUACUGUAGUUGUCCAUACUAGCACUAAUAUGGACUGAAGCUUGUAUCAAUGCCAUACUACAUUCUGCAUUGUAAAUGAAUGAUGAGGAUCAGUACUCUAGUAAUGUGAAACUAAUUUCUUUAGUAGA